Messenger RNA from Oncorhynchus masou masou (cherry salmon), 7730 nucleotides. Its product is annotated as protein TASOR-like. Gene Ontology annotation, molecular function: chromatin binding. Gene Ontology annotation, biological process: protein localization to heterochromatin; negative regulation of gene expression, epigenetic. Gene Ontology annotation, cellular component: nucleoplasm; heterochromatin. The coding region runs from base 963 to 5294 and encodes 1443 amino acids. The transcript has 18 exons. NCBI's taxonomy places the organism in Eukaryota, Metazoa, Chordata, Actinopteri, Salmoniformes, Salmonidae. The record is from RefSeq and is a predicted model, not a curated record.
GCUCCCGAGUGGCGCAGCGGUCCAGGGCACUGCAUCUCAGUGCUCGAGGCGUCACAACAUACCCUGGUUCGAUUCCAGGCUGUAUCACAACCGACCGGCUGGGAGUCCCAUAGGGUGGCACACAAUUGGCCCAGCGUCGUCCGUUAUAGGGUAUGCCCGUGGUAGACCGUCAUUGUAAAUAAGACUUUGUUCUUAACUGACUUGCCUGGUUAAAUAAAAUAAAUACUUUAAACGUUAAUAUGCUAGUUAGCCAGCUGAUGUUUUUGGUGCUACUGUUACUGCGAAAGAUACCCAUGUUGUCUGGAAGCUAACGUUACUUGUAGCGGCAGGUAGCCUAGUGGUUAGAGCGUUGACCGGGUCAAAAUCUGUCGUUCUGCCACUGAGCAAGGCAGUUAACCCACUGUUCCCCGGUAGGCCGUUAUUGUAAAUAGAAAAUGAGUUUAACUGAAUUGCCUAGUUAAAUAAAAUACAUAUUUUACAUUCCAAUGGCUAUAUAUAUUACUUACUUGUAAACAGUGUUUCAGCUGUCAGAUCAUUAAAUUUGACACGGGUCACUGUUCAGGUAGACUAUUUAGCAUGUUCUUCGUUUGCUUAGUUAGGUCACCUGCUUUUAUUGCACCUGGAAGGGAAACAUGGUUUACUUGGCCAGGUAGGGAGCUAGAUAGCCAUUGGAAUGUAGAGUUUUGGUGAGCGUUGUGUACAAUAAACUUUAGAAGUGUAAGUAGAUAGACAGAUGUAUUGUGUAAAAUGUGAUAUGCAGGUAGAUCAGCACACUACUGUCGGCUAGCCUACAUAUUGCACACUGUUUCUGCAGGCUGAUAACAGUGUUAAUCUCUCUAGGACAAGGUGAUUUUAAUCAAUAUAUUUGCCUGUAUUCCCCCCCCCCAAAAAAAAUAUACAUUUAAAAAAAUGAAAUGCUUAUGUAAAGCGAAGGUAUAUCAUAAAGAACUGUAAAUGCCAUAAUGAUUUGGACGAGGCUGCCGAAUCGAGACAAAGCGUUGUUCCAGUAUGUGUCCUCAGAGUCCAGGGAGUUUGAGGACAUCUUGACUAUUCUGUCUUCCAGCUACAUAGAAGCCAGCUCCAAUGGGACGUUCACAUACACCAAGCUAAGAAUCGUCCACAGCGAACUGCUGGAGAAGAAUUUUGUAGAGAAAAGGAGGGAGCUGAAGCUGGAUGGGAGGACGGAGAAGGAGCUGGAGGAGACCCACUGUUUCCUGACUGCUGACUCCAUCAAGCUACCAUGGAUCUGUGAGAAUGGACUUCUUGUGGGGCACAGCUGGAUCACCGCUCUGGGAAAUCCAGCUAAGGGUGUUUAUUUGUCUAAAUACUCAGACUUACUGCAGAUCAAUCCUUUUAACCCUGGAGUCAUGGGAGAGAUCAUCAUAUUCAAGGUUAUCAAGGGUAAAGUAAAGAGCAUCUAUGAUAACAUGGCUAAGAAGCUUUUGGAUCCCACACCCAAGUUUGACAGCCAUUCAUCGAAGAAUGCCAGCAUAGUCACAUCUCUCACCUCCUAUAGUGCCUAUGAGCUCACUCAGCAAUACUUCUAUGAGUAUGACGUUGAUGAGCUGAAGGCUCGACCGAGGCAUGUGUGUCCCUAUGCAGUGGUCUCUUUCCAGUUCAAAGGCAAAGAUGCUCCGUUACAAGCCAAGCCCAUGGCUCCCCUAAGGUCAAACAGCCAAACAUCUGUAGGAAGUAAAGGCAGGAGUAAAUACAUAGUGUGGAGUGGAGAGCUUGUGAAUGAGGGUAGAGCAGUGUCCCAGGUCUCCUUCUGCUCCUUCUCUCCCCCCUUCCUGCCUUUCAAACUGCCAGAGAAGCUGGAGCUGGGUCUGGUGAUGAGUAUGGACCAGGUAACUCAGAUGAUCCCCUCGGCUCUGUUCUCCUGGAAUCUGUACGCAGGCAGCCACCAAGUGUUGAAGAGUGGGACACACUGCAGUCUGCUGGAGGUGGUGGAUAAGAGCAAGUCAGGAGACUGUCUGGCAGCAUUGCUUCAAGGCAUGGAGACACAGCGACUGGUUCUUGUCCACAUGUUGGCUGACAAAGGAUUCCUGUUCCUCCUGUCUUCAGUUCAGAUGGCCAUUCCAACUGAAAGAAGAGAUGGGUUGAAAAAAUGCCUUCAAGCGCUAUUUGUUUUUCAGGAGUCCAGGGACGUGGCAAAAUACAGUUCAAAGUGUCCAACUUCCCAGGAGCCUUUACAGACGUCCUCCCGUGACCCCGCCAUGCCCCAGCUGAACAGCUUUGUCCCAGCCCUGCAUCACGCCCUGGUCAAGGUGCGCUGCAACCCGCCCGCUGACCUCUCGGCCGGGGUCGAGCGCCAGGCCAGGGACUACCUCAGUGGACUCCACCAUGGAAAGCGCCGCCACAUCCCCAUGACUGAAUACGACACCAAGCUGGAUGACCGGGGGAAGCUGUUCCCGGCUCCCAAACACCACAAACUCAACAUGGAGGGCUACCUGCGCUCCUACAUCUACAACCCCAACCUCUACACCAUGCCUGUGGUCCAAGCCAAGGAGAUGGUAGAGAGUUACUGCACUGUGCCUGAUGACAACAGCCCUGUAAUAGGCUGGGAGGGCAGUGGAGCCAAGUCAGUGGUAGGGUCAGAGGUAAAUCCUUAUGGUGCCACUGCUGCCCAGUCCCCGGGGUUCCAGGUCAACCACUCUCCCUCUCAGUUUCCCACUGACGCCAAACCUCAGAAGUUGAAGGAGCUGAUUAACCUGAUACUGUGUUGGAGGAACACAGAGGGGGACGUCCGGAAGAAGGGAGUGCCGCAGGGAGGACGAAAGCAGGGGGCAGGUGGGUUGGACCCCCGAGGACUGAAGAGGAAGACUGCAGAGAGGACUCUGAACUACCGGAAGAAGGCCUCACAGGAAAGAGGCAGAAGGGAUAGGAGAACAGCAGCAGCUGCUGAAAAGGGCCAGAGCCCUUCUUGUCUGUCCUCUGUGAUGCUGCAGAGUGUUGGUCUGAGAGACGUGGACCUGAGGAGAGACCGCUCAGAGGCUGCUUUCAAGUUGUCUGAGGGGAGAAGAGGAGGAGGAGGAUGGUCAAGAGAUGGGACAGAGCAGAAUAAAGCUCUGCUGUUUGAUAGGAUGAUCAAGCUGGGCCUGCCGCCCAAUCAGGACAUUGACCUGAGGAAACGACCUUCUGGGGGCCUGCAGGUCAAGGCUGACUUCCUGGAGACAGCAGGGAGCACGAACAGUCUGGAGGGCUUCAGCCCCAGUUCCAAUGGUGAAAUGCCCAGAAGAUCACAGUCCAAAUAUCAGGGGGAAGAACAGAUGCCAUGGGUCCUCAUCCCCAUCACAGGGCUGAAGUCAAACAAGUACUGCCUGAGCGAGAAGGACAACCCUCAGGACCCACGCUUUGUUCCCAAGAUCCCCAUGGCAAACAGAAGCUACCCCCCCUGUGUCCCGGAACGACGGGAAAGAAGCAUCAACUCUACGCUAGAGGAGCUCCCACAGCAUAGCCUCAGUACUUCCCUAGCGGUGUCAGAAGAGCCCUACCCCAGUCCCUGCUCUUGCUACAGUCCCAUGGAGGAUGAGCAGCAAUUAGCUAAAACCUCCUGUGACCCCACAGAAAUAAGCGGCAACCAUAAGACGAGCACAAACCAGAGCUUCUUUCAAAUCCCUGGUGCUCCAGCGAGCACCAGGCUACUAGACAAGUGCCGCAGCCCCUCACCUGAGCCAAAGCCAAAUGGAGAACCAACCUGUACUAUCCCUAACCCUGUGGAGGCUGGGCAGGAACAGGUUGAAGGCAGCACAGGAAAAGUUAUAUCUGGCGUGGUUGCUGAAGAUCCAACCACAAUGGAUGUUGGACAAGAAGAGGGAGAGGAGGUAGAGGAGGAAGAAAAAAAGUUGGAGGAGGACGAUGUGAUUGAAGUGGUAGAUGAAGAGGUGGAGACGGUUAUAAAGCAGACAGAAGAGGUGUCACCACCCUCUCUUGACCUCAGUUCUCCUAAGCAGACUCCCAUCCAAAAUCCUCCCCCCGUCCAGAAGACUCCUCCCGUCCAGAGGCCUGUGCUGAGCAGAGUGAACUGUGUCCUGGACCAGCAGUUCAGCGACUUCUCUACAGAGAUGCAGAUCCUCCUGCUCAGAGAGAGUGUCCACUACAUCUCCCCCCUGAUCUCUAGCCACAGUCCUCCAGGCCAUCCCCCCAUCCUGUCCUUCUCUGAGUAUGUCUCCUUCUACAACUCCUCCCCGCCUAUGCAUGUCUACGUCAGCUCCCUGAGAGACCGCAUGGGCACCGUCAUAGACACACAGGAGCAAUGGAUUCCUAGCAUGGUGGCCACUGACUCUCCCCUGGUAUUUUCGAACAAUAACCACCACCAUGCUAGCCACGUUCAUAGAACUACUUACAACUGCUACCCUUCUUCUCAUGGCCCUGUUUCUCACUCUGUCCCCAGCCCUCACCCUCCGUCCCUGUCUGCCCCUGGUCAUGCUAGUUCAGACUCUUACAAUUCUCUACCGGUGUCUCAUUCUGUCCCCAACUGCCACUCUCCUGCCUCUCCUUCUGGCCCCGGCCUUAACCUUGCUAGUUCAAACACUUACAGUUCUUUAUCAGUUUAUCAGUUUCCCUCAGCUGUGUCUCAGUUUAAUAGUAAUAAUAACAAUAAUGUUAUUAUUCGCUCUUCAUCCUUCCCCGGUCCUGGCACUGCCUCUCCUUUUAUCCCUCCCCUCUACAACAACCCAGCCCAGACAGAGCUGCCUCUAUCUCAGCUGCACUCUAGUCUAGCGCCCCUCCCCAUCCAACCACUGGCACUGGGCAACCAGUGGAUAACAACAGCGCAAACAACAACAGAGAACCCGGACUCAGACUGCCGAGAGCUACUGGGAACGUGCAAGCCAAGUGCUAUGUCAACCAUGACAAAGAACACUGACUUAGAUGCUCGAGGGCUACGGGGAAAGUGUAAGGCACAAACGAGUGCAAUGUUUCAAUCAAAAGACCAUGUCAUAAUUGUUGAUCCUCCGGUUUCAGAAGCCACCAUGGUGGCUCCACAUCACCUCACUCAGAUGAUUGAGAGUUCUUCAGGGGUGGGAGGGCCUUUCCCAAGCUCAGGGCCGGAUCCACCUGCACCCAUCAGUAGUCUGAUUAGCCAGCUGAAACCUGAGCUGUUCAGUAACCUGGUGAAGAUUAUAAAAGAUGUCCAGAAGAACUCUGUCCAGUUCUACAUCCACCAUAUCAAGGAGUACCUCCAGAGAUUGGGGAACAUAGAACACAGUCCUGGGAGUUUCUUGGAAAGAGAGAACCGUUUGGAAAAGUAUGGUUCUCAUGCAGAACAAGGAAAUCACAGCUCACGUUCGUAAGGUACUUGACAACAAUAUCAGUCAUUCCACGAAAUGAGUACCUUUUGUGUCCCUUUGAUAUUUUAAGUAGAAAUUGUGCACCGAUAUUGGAUUUUAAAUUAUGAAGUGCCCUUACUUCAAUACAUUUUUGAAUGAAUAUAGACUUCUACUUUGAAGAAUCUCAAAUAUAAAAUAUGUUGAUUUGUUUAACACAUGAUUCCAUGUGAUAUUUCAUAGUUUUGAUGUCUUCACUAUUAUUCUACAAUGUAGAAAAUAGUAAAAAUAAAGAAAAACCCUGGAAUGAGUAGUUGUCCUAACUUUUGACUGGUACUAUGUAUACAUACAUACAGUGAGGGAAGAAAGUAUUUGAUCCCCUGCUGAUUUUGUACAUUUGCCCACUGACAAAGAAAGCGUCGGUCUAUAAUUUUAAUGGUAGGUUUAUCUGAACAGUGAGAGACAGAAUAACAACAACAAAAAUCCAGAAAAACGCAUGUCAAAUGUUAUAAAUUGAUUUGCAUUUUAAUGAGGGAAAUAAGUAUUUGACCCCUCUGCAAAACAUGACUUAGUACUUGGUAGCAAAACUCUUGUUGGCAGUCAUAGAGGUCAGAUGUUUCUUGUAGUUGGCCACAUCUCAGGGUGGAUUUUGUCCCACUCCUCUUUGCAGAUCUUCUCCAAGUCAUUAAGGUUUCGAGGCUGACGUUUGGCAACUCAAACCUUCAGCUCCCUCCACAGAUUUUCUAUGGGAUUAAGGUCUGGAGACCGGCUAGGCCACUCCAGGACCUUAAUGUGCUUCUUCUUGAGCCACUCCUUUGUUGCCUUGGACGUGUGUUUUGGGUCAUUGCCAUGCUGGAAUACCCAUCCACGACCCAUUUUCAAUGCCCUGGCUGAGGGAAGGAGGUUCUCACCCAAGAUUUUACGGUACAUGGCCCCAUCCAUCGUCUCUUUGAUGCGGUGAAGUUGUCCUGUCCCCUUAGCAGAAAAACACCCCUAAAACAUAAUGUUUCCACCUCCAUGUUUGACGGUGGGGAUUGGGUUCUUGGGGUCAGAGGCAGCAUUCCUCCUCCUCCAAACACGGCGAGUUGAGUUGAUGCCAAAGAGCUCCAUUUGUCUCAUCUGACCACAACACUUUCACCCAGUUAUCCUCUGAAUCAUUCAGAUGUUCAUUGGCAAACUUCCGACGGGCAUGUAUACGUGCUUUCUUGAGCAGGAGGACCUUGCGGGCGCUGCAGGAUUUCAGUUCUUCACGGCGUAGUGUGUUACCAAUUGUUUUCUUGGUGACUAUGGUCCCAGCUGCCUUGAGAUCAUUGACAAGAUCCUCCCGUGUAGUUCUGGGCUGAUUCCUCACCGUUCCCAUGAUCAUUGCUACUCCACGAGGUGAGAUCUUGCAUGGAGCCCCAGGCCGAGGAAGAUUGAUAGUUAUUUUGUGUUUCUUCCAUUGCAAAUAAUCGCACCAACUGUUGUCACCUUCUCACCAAGCUGCUUGGCGAUGGUCUUGUAGCCCAUUCCAGCCUUGUGUAGGUCUACAAUCUUGUCCCUGACAUCCUUGGAGAGCUCUUUGGUCUUGGCCAUGGUGGAGAGUUUGGAAUCUGAUUGAUUAAUUGCUUCUGUGGACAGGUGUCUUUUAUACAGUUAACAAACUGAGAUUAUGAGUACUCCCUUUAAGAGUGUGCUCCUAAUCUCAGCUUGUUACCUGUAUUAAAGACACCUGGGAGCCAGAAAUCUUUCUGAUUGAGAGGGGGUCAAAUACUUAUUUCCCUCAUUAAAAUACAAAUCAAUUAAUAACAUUUUUGACAUGUGUUUUUCUGGAUUUUUUUGUUGUUAUUCUGUCUCUCACCGCUCAAAUAAACCUACCAUUAAAAUUAUAGACUGAUCAUUUAUUUGUCAGUGGGCAAACGUACAAAAUCAGCAGGGGAUCAAAUACCUUUCCCCCUCACUGUAUAUAUUUAUUAAUUUAAUGGCACAUGAGACACCUGUCUGAUUUGCACCUGUCUAAGUGGACUAAUCCAUUGUGUAGGCCACGUGGAUGACACACCUGUAUCACCAGAAGUACAUUUAGCCUACCGUUAAUUCACAUAAUUUCUCAUCUACAAUGUUUGUUUGGUUGUGGUCAUUUCUGUGAAUGCAUUCAAUAUAUUAUUAUUAAGAGUAUAUUACUGUUCUCAUUGUCGGAGUGGACAUGUUGUUAGGGGAGCGCACAAGCUAUGCUACACUUGUGAGAAACAAGUUUUGGUUUAUUUCAUUCCAUUUACGCGUUUUGUCAAUUUUCUUCAUUGUCUUUUUGUUUGAAGCGCUCAUGUCAGUGUUGUGUAUGGACGUGCACCUGAUUAUGCAUAGAAGUAGGCCAAGGCUACCUGGCCUGCGUGCUAAUGUUGGCCAAUAAAUGUGCCCAUUUGGGGAUCUGAUUGUCUGAUAGUACCUGCAAAACAUGAGUCGCAACGUCAACAGUGAAGAGGCAAC